AGCGAGCGAGCGCAUCAUACUGGGCUACCCAGCUGCCCGGAGUAGCGGAUGCCGAGGACCCCGCCAGCGUUCCGAGCCUCUCCACGCUUCUCGCCGACCCCUCGGGCCCCCGCAGCCCGGGAAGGAGGCCACUCCGGGCCCAGCACCCGCUCUGCAAGGCGGACCUGCAACCCGGAAAGGCGGCGCGGAGUCGGCUCCUGCUCGGACCGGGCCCCGGCGGGCCGGCGCCGCGGGGAUGUCGGAGGCGCGGAAGGGGCCGGACGAGACGGAUGAGAGCCAGUAUGACUCGGGCAUCGAGUCUCUGCGCUCUCUGCGCUCUCUGCCCGAGCCUACCCCGGCCCCAGCCUCUGGGCCCUCAGACGGAGGGUGCCCCCAGCCCUGGACUCAUCCUCCGGGAACCGCCAAGGAGCCAGACGAGAAGGAAGACACAGACGGGGAGCGGGCUGACUCUACCUAUGGCUCCUCAUCGCUCACUGAGCCCCUGUCCUUGUUGGGGGACCCCAAGACCGAGGACCCAGCCCCAGACUCGCCGCUUCCCGCCGCGGGGGCGCUGAGCCCUCAGCAGCUGGAAGCACUCACUUACAUCUCCGAGGACGGAGACACGCUGAUCCACUUGGCAGUGAUUCACGAGGCCCCGGCUGUGCUGCUCUAUUGCCUGGCUUUGCUGCCUCAGGAGGUCCUGGACAUUCAGAACAACCUUUACCAGACAGCACUCCAUCUGGCCGUACAUCUGGACCAGCCAGGUGCAGUUCGGGCCCUGGUGCUGAAGGGGGCCAGCCGGGUGCUACAGGACCGACACGGUGACACGGCCCUGCAUGUGGCCUGCCAGCGCCAGCACCUGGCCUGCGCCCGCUGCCUGCUGGAAGGGCAGCCAGAGCCAGGCAGAGGACCGCCUCACUCCCUGGACCUCCAGCUGCAAAACUGGCAAGGUCUGUCCUGUCUCCACAUCGCCACCCUGCAGAGGAACUGGCCACUCAUGGAACUGCUGCUGCAGAACGGAGCUGACAUCAACGCACAGGAGGGCACGAGCGGGAAGACAGCGCUGCAUCUGGCCGUGGAGACCCACGAGCGGGGUCUGGUGCAGUUCCUCCUCCAGGCUGGGGCCCGGGUGGACGCCCGCAUGCUCAACGGGUGCACACCCCUGCACCUCGCCGCGGGCCGGGGCCUCAGCAGCAUCUCAUCCACCCUGUGCGAGGCAGGUGCCGACUCCCUGCUAAGAAACGUGGAGGACGAGACUCCCCAGGACCUGGCCGAGGAUCCCUUUGCCCUUUUGCCCUUUGAUGAUCUGAAGAUCUCCGGGAAGCCACUGCUGUGUGCUGACUGAAGCCGGGACAGGCUCUAGGGCCCUGGACGCUCCACCUCUUCCCAUCUGAAAGCUGGAGCCACAGCUGCUACAGUCUGGGCCCAGGCCAUGUGCCCUGGGGACUGCUGAGGCCAGAGCUUGGGGCCAGCACAGUCCCGAGCUGAGAGGAGGGACCGCAAGUAAGAGAGCCAGUCUGGAAGGAAGAGCUUCCGGGUGGAUGGAAGGACCCCCAAAGCCCCAGGCAGCCUGGGCGAAGCCUGUUUACCUCUGUUGAAGAUGGCAGGGCUCUUGUCUACCCACGUGGGGUCAGCCUGAAGCUGCCAGCCGGUAGGCAACAUGGACUCUCCUGAGUGAGGAGAGACACUGAACUGUGAGUGAGCAGGGCCCUGAAGGGUUCCAUCUCACUGCUGAGGAGGACUUUGAAACACUGUUGUUUAAAGACUUCACACAGAAGGCCCUGAACUGAGCCUUUGGGGAUGGGGAAGUUUCAAGAACAUGACACUAAAACAGCAGAGACUUUUAAACACCCCCCCACCCCA
Messenger RNA from Mesoplodon densirostris (Blainville's beaked whale), 1842 nucleotides. RefSeq names its product NFKB inhibitor epsilon (gene NFKBIE). Gene Ontology annotation, biological process: signal transduction; cellular response to lipopolysaccharide. Gene Ontology annotation, molecular function: protein binding. NCBI's taxonomy places the organism in Eukaryota, Metazoa, Chordata, Mammalia, Artiodactyla, Ziphiidae. Gene Ontology annotation, cellular component: cytosol. Bases 236 to 1324 code for a protein of 362 amino acids. The transcript is spliced from 6 exons. The record is from RefSeq and is a predicted model, not a curated record.